AUGAAUGUGGUUACAGAACCGCAUAACUCCGAGCUGCCAACCACUUUUGAUGAUUACAUUAACCGAAAGAAAAACCGUGCAGCUUCUACAAGGGAAGAUUUAGUGGCGAGUCCCAAUGAGGAAUUGAAGAGCGUACGUCCUGUGCCUAGGUCUCAACAUAGCUCGAGGUUCACCAAAAUUUGCGCUCGAUGCUCGCUCCCGAUAAAUCAAGGGUCACUUAAGGCUUUGGGAAAAUACUACCAUGAAGAAUGCUUCGUUUGUUUUGAUUGUGGCAAAGUUUGCAAACCUAAGUACUUUCCGUUCGAGGACUCCUCAACUAAGCAGCUGAUUCCUCUUUGUCAACAGGACUACUUUAAAAGAAAUCAUCUUCUUUGUUAUGUGUGUGACAAACCAUUAAGAGGUGUAUACUAUAAUGCGUUUGGGAAGCUUUACGAUGAGGAACAUUUCUGUUGCAAAAUAUGUCAAGAAAAAUGCGGUGUCAAUACAUGUUUCAAUUACGAAGACGAUCUGUAUUGCAAAUAUCAUUUUCUCAAGUAUUUUUCAAAUCGCUGUAAGGGAUGCCAGUAUCCCAUCUCAGAUCAGUACAUCGAAUUUCCAAGAGGCGAUGAAAUUCAUCGCUGGCAUCCCGAAUGCUACGGAAUACAUAAGUAUUGGCAUGUGGGUAUGCCACCAGAAUCUGUUGGUCUUCCGCCUAUUGAGAAGGUGCGUUUGAAUGAGAGAGACAGUCCAAUUCAAGAGGAGAGUCACCCGAAUCGUGCCGAGCUGGAAAGGUAUGUCCAAUCGUUCAGCAACCUCGUUUCUAAAACUUGGUCAGUACUUUACAGAUUUGAAGAAGAAACUGCAGUUUGCAUUUCUGAUAUGUUUCAGUACUUGACAAGUCUCGAUCAAUUGAAAGGCUUAAAUUCAACGGCUCUCUUUGUUUUGAAGAUCGAAUGCCUAUUCAAAGCUCUUGAUUCUCUCGAAUCACUCAGUUUUUACAAUAAUCCACACACAAAAUCGAGUAGUAACGAAGCGCUUGAACAAAGUGCAACUGAGAGCUCAGAAAUCAAUACAACAUCAAAUAACAAAGGGGAGAAUACAAACUUAAAGUACACCAAAUUUCCUCGAAAUUUAUCAACGAAGGUGAUGAUAUACCUACAGCUUCUCAGGAAACUGAGUAUGGCCACAAAAGACAAGGAUGUGAAUAUUUCGUCACUGAUGUCUGUCAUUACAGGACUGGCUCAUUUUCUCAAACUUCUUGUACGAUAUGGACUUAAUAAUGCUCUGGAGUACAACAAGUCUACGCAUGCAGCGAAUGCGCUCAUAAAGUUUCUUCGAGAAAUUGAGAAAAAUGAAGCAAUUGAGGAAAAUCCGUUCACGCGAAUUGACGUAUCCAUCAAUGCAACCGAUUGCUGCGCUGGGUGUGGUAAGUAUGUUCAGGAGGAAUGCAUUCAAUUCAAAGAGUCUAGAUGGCACAGAGCGUGUUUUCAUUGUUCAAACUGCGAAAAGCAUAUUAACUUAUACGACGUCGCAGAUGCGGCAUAUAACACUAAAUCAAAGCAGGUACUAUGCGCACAUUGCGCUCUCGAUGAUCCUGAUUCAUCAUCCGGCUUCAAGUCUGUCACGAAACUUGCCCAAUUAAUUUUCCUUCUGAAGAUAGCACUGGUGAGGUCCAAAGCCGUAAUGGAAAUUCAACUAAAAAACAGAGAGGUCAUUAGAAGAUCUAAUAGCGUUAAAGAAUCAAUUUCCAUGCAACAAACUUACAUUCGAACACUGAAUGACAUAAAACGCCUAAAAUCGAGACGACAAAGUGUACCGCUCACUAGUAACAAACAAGAAGCGCGAAAAUCACGUAUUCUCGAGACGGCAGAAAUGGAUAUUAGUAAGGAAACACAACCAACAGAGAAAUGUCUUGUAAUUGAAACCGACAAAAGUUCGCAACCUACACAAGAAAAUCAAAACAUGUUCAAUAGCACGAAGACUUUAACUUUAGACGAUAUAUCACGUAUCGUCGCAGCUGAACAAGCACGUGAAUUGAGGCCUAAUGCAUUUGCAUAUUUCAAAAAGCUUAAAGAGAACGAUGAAGAAGUAGUAAACAUCAGCGGCAAGAAGAGUGGAAUUUAUUUUUCAGAACUAAAAAUCGAUGAUCACAGACUGAUUAAACUGAUUUCCUUAGCAUUACUUUGUUGUGGCAAAUCUCCUGUCCUAAGAGAAGACGACGCCAUUACGAAACUUAUCCCACCUUUGCCUAAAGAAGAAAAACAAUCAAAUGGUAGUUUUUGGCUCAAAAUGAAAAUAAUGAUGACAAAAGACUCCAAAAAGAACUCAUAUUCUAAAGUAUUUGGCACACCUUUGGACAUAUUAACAACUCAGUGGGGUGUUGACUCGGAUCUGGGAAUUGGACCGACAAAAAUCAAAAUUCCAAUUCUAGUGGACGAGCUAGUCUCGUCACUACGACAAAGAGACAUGUCUGUGGAAGGCGUAUUCAGGAAAAAUGGUAAUAUCCGCAAACUUCGUGAGCUAGCUGCUGCAAUUGAUAAUAACCCCUCUGAGGUCCCCGAUCUCUCCGAUGAGAAUGCCGUACAACUUUCUGCGCUAUUAAAGAAGUUCCUGAGAGAGUUACCGGAUCCUCUACUUACAUUUCCAUUGUAUCAACUUUGGAUAAAGGUAGCGAAAAUUGAAUCUGAUUUUGAAAGAAGAAAACUGUUCAGUCUCCUGUAUGCAAUGUUGCCUCGUGCAAACCGAAAUGUCGCUGAAGUACUUUUCUCGUUUCUCCACUGGACCUCGUCUUUUUCCCACAUCGAUAGUCAAAUGGGAUCAAAAAUGGAUAUUCAUAAUCUCUCAACAGUAAUUACACCCAACAUUCUUUACCAGGAGGGAAACUCAACACCAGCUGCAGCUGUCAACUCUGGUGUCAUACACGACACAUACAAUGAUGCUUUUGCACAAAAUGAGGGUGAGAAUUAUUUCUUGGCAAUUGAGGUUGUAGACUAUUUGGUGAACCAUAAUGAGGAUCUCUCAAUAGUACCGAAGUUUAUGAUAAAUUUGUUACAAGAGGUUAAACUAAAAUCACUUUCAGAUUUUGAUCUUAUUCGAAAGUUUGUGAAGACACAAAUCGAUGAAGGAAAGGUUAAUUAUUCUGAGUAUGAAACCAUCGAAUCUGUACAGAUGAAGAAGUCAGCCUCGGUUGCUAAGGUUGAAAUCAAGAGGGAAAAUUUGCCUUGA
Lachancea fermentati is the source of this 3204-nucleotide messenger RNA. Lineage: Eukaryota; Fungi; Ascomycota; Saccharomycetes; Saccharomycetales; Saccharomycetaceae. The record is from the annotation of a GenBank genome assembly.